AUGUCUCGAAAGAGCCGCCAUGGGAAUUCUGCUUGCAGUUCGCAGCUGUUGCUUGGGCUGGUGUUGUUGAACAUCGCAGUUUGCAUGUUCUUGGUAUGGAGGUUGAGCCAAGUACAAUGGGAUGUCGGUCCGGUUGUGCACAUUCAGAGCAGUUUUGGGCGGAGCGAGCCCAGCCAACAUGUCCAGCUUCCUGUUUGUCUGCGGUGCUCUAGCCGAAUCCGUGGUCCAAUACCAACCUCUCUUCCGGACGAGGCAGUGCAACAGUGUCAAUGGAAGCAUUUGCAACGUUCCGGCUUUGACGAUGCGACGGUAAGCUCGGACACCUAUGGGCUCGCACAAGCCAAGAGUUUGUGCAUGCUCCGUGGCGAUGACUGUCAAGGCGUGGUGUGCAGCAACCCUGUGCAUUCUAGACAUUGCCACCUGGUUAAAGGCAAGAAGCUCGCACUGGCUUCCCAAGGAGUGCACGUGAAAGAGUGUCUACUUGCUGGGGAAUGCCAGCAGGAACGACAACCCAUUCAUACUCAUUCUGACGAGCUGAAUGCUGCAAUCGUUGUUCUUGGCCACAAUCGAGAGAGCGAUUUGUUUGAAUGCUUGAAGUCGCUACUGAGUUUAAGAGAGGCAGGCAUGUUCAAGGUAUACGUGUCACUAGAUGAUCCAGAAUAUUAUUCAAGGAUGGCAGAUGUGGCGACAAGACUCGCCAAACAGUAUAACCAGAGUGUUGUGACGAUGUCUGUGCCGAAGAGAGAGGUCAACCAUACAUCUGACAAUGAAGAGCAGCAGAAAUGGUUCAGAACGAACACAGGCAAGAUCGCGCACCACUAUUGGGCAGCUUUCGAAAGGGUUUUUCUGGUGGAGGAGUUCAGGCAUGCAGUCUUCGUGGAGGAAGAUUUAGUUUUUGCACCUGAUUUUCUUGCACUGUUCCUCAGCACCUGGCAGCUUUUUCAGCAGGAUGAAAGUUUGUGGUGUGUGAGUGCCUGGAAUGACGCGGGGUUUACCUUCGCAGUUUCUGACCAGUGUCGCCUUUUCAGGACGACAUACUUUCCUGGUUUGGGCUUCAUGUUGCCGCGGCAUGCUUGGUUAAAGCUACGUGAGCAGUGGCCGUCUGCGCCAACGAUGGGUUGGGAUUAUUGGAUGCGCACUGCGUUCCGUAGAUGGAACAAGGAGUGCAUAGUUCCAGAAGUCCCACGAAGCCGCCACUUCAGCCAGAAUGGUUCAUCCAUUACACAGGCCAAGCAAGUUGAAUUCUUCCAGUCUAUGGCUUUAGCGAGCCUCGCAAGCUCUUGCAGCUCCUCGGGCUGUGACCACUUUGGCGACCUGUCCUACCUGAUACAGGCAAAUUAUGAAAGUUGGAUACUGCGUGCUACACAAAGUGCUGUACCGCUCAAGGGUGUCAGUGUUGUACAUCAGGAAGGAUACCAGUGUGACACGGAAGCCGUCAAUCUGGGAGCCCAUCUCGAUCCUGACACGUGUGCUGAUUAUCAGCCUGUGGGAAAGGCACAUGCGGCAUGGACGUUAUACGAAGCACGUGCAACGGGGGUCUUGGAUCCGAAGCACGUGUACAUCUUGCCCUAUGUCAGAGAAUCGUACGCACACAUCGCACCAAUCUUCGGACUGGUUCCCUUGAAAAUGACCAAUGUGAUUCCGCCUGACGUCCGGGCUGAGCAUCAUGGGCUGGUAGUUGGCCGCCACGUCGUCUCCCAGGCUGUGGUUCUGUUCGCAGACAGGAGAAGUGAGAAGCCGUACCUUCCAGGGUCCAUGAGUGUUGUGCGGGAUACCCACAUGGCCCCAGUAAGAGCAGAGCGCGGAGAAAGCUGUGAUGCUACUUGUGCCGCCUCGGGCCAGCGAUGUGACUCAGAAGCCUUGCAUUUUCUCAACAACUGUGCUGACAUGGAGGAGGCUUUCGGUUGCAGAUACUGCGCCCAUCAGGUGGGAGAGGAGCUGCCAGCAUAUGUUGCUGACAGCUUCCAGCCCACCGUAGGGCAAUGCUUGGUGACGUUCAUAUCGCACAUGUCGUGUCAGGCACGACACAAGGCUACUCAGAGACUUUGCGCCUGCGUUAGCCGUGACAAGCGAUGUGCCUCAGCUCCUGUGCAUCCUUGCGACGGGAAGCCGGUCAUUAUGCGCCUCGUCAUUAAGGGUUCGCCGUCCUUCAGCCGUUUUGGCACAAACACCCCGGAGAAGGGGGUGUUUGGAAAUGAGAGAGCGCCCGCUUGCGAGGCCCUUUUGUCCAAAGGCGUGGCUAAGUCAGGUGUCAUCAAAGAGAUUGAUUUGUCGCGCAUGCCUCUUUCCGCGCAGAGGGAAGCUAAGAACGAAGCCGAUGUGCUGAAGCGGCUAAAACACCCGAACAUUGUGGAAUAUUGCGAGUCCUUCCUGGAGGGGCAGAUGCUCUGCAUCGUGAUGGAAUAUGCCGACGGUGGGGAUCUGAGCCAUUUGAUCAAAGGGAGGAAGGCUGCAUCGGAGAUCAUUUGUGAAAGCGAAGCCUUGAAGAUCUUUGGACAGAUCUGCCUUGCCAUCCAGCAUGUGCACAAUCAGCACAUACUGCACCGCGAUCUGAAGUCUCAGAAUAUUUUCUUGACGCAAGGGGGCUGCGUGAAGCUAGGGGAUUUUGGCAUCGCCAAAGUUCUUGCGCACACAGCUGCAGAAGCGAUCACCAUGAUUGGAACUCCGCUGUAUCUUGCGCCGGAAGUCUGCCACAGUCAGCCUUAUGGUAUGAAGGCUGAUGUCUGGUCGCUUGGAGUGGUCCUUUACGAGCUUUUGGCAUUAGGGCCACCGUUUACCGGCAGCAAUUUGGCAGCGCUGAUCAAUAACAUCGUAACUGCCACUCCUGCGCCUCUGGCAGUCAGCCAGUCGGUCCAGGAUCUUGUGUCUGACAUGCUGCAGAAGACGCCAGAGAGACGGCCUUGCAUCCAAGAAGUCUUGACGAGGCCAGUCUUCGAGUCCGACUGCACUCCUCAGGAUGAGACUUUCGUGCCGCAGCACGUGCAGCAGAAGCAUGAGAAGAUUGAGAAGCAGGACAUGGCAGAUUCGCUGGAGCAUCUUCUGCAGCAGACGGACCAUGGGCAUCGGAGGAGGCCACCUCUUCCAGAGAGUGCUCAGAUUGCGAACGAGUUCAGAAAGAACAGGGAUGCAGCUAUGGCCGUAAAGGCGCGUGUUGAAGGCACCGAGGGACAAUGGCAGUGGCGUCGUCGCAGCCGCAGCGAGGAGCCAGAACAUGCAGUCAGCUCUCGAAAGGUGGUGGACGAGGCCGAGCAUUUGCGAGCUUUGCAGGAGGCAGCUGCGCAGGCACGACGUGACCGGCGAAACGGACAGCAGCGUUUGCGCCGAGAGUUGGAGACGCCCCGAGUGCGUGAUAUGGAUUCGACGGACUACGAGCCAGCUCGAAUGCGAGCAAGCUCGGCGGAUGAAGCCAAGCAUCUGUUCGACUUGCACGAAGCAGCUGCGCAGGCGCGUCGAGAUCGCCGCCAGAUUCAACAAAAGUUGAAAGAGCUUGAGAAAGGCCCAGAUCCUUGCACAAACCAGGGUUUCGAGGUCGCAAACUCGUCGAGCCCAUCACGGACCAAGGAGAGUCGAGAAAGCGCGGAAGCCCAGCACUUGAUGGCGCUACAGGAGGCACGCGCACAAGCACGCCGCGAUCGGAAGCUCAUCGACGCAAAACGGAAGGCGGAGGCCGAGGAGGCAAGUGAACACGAGAGAUCCGAAAGUACACAACACGCGACUGUUUACAAGCCGCGCACCCCCGAGGACCGUGCAGCAGCCGAGGCAAAGCAUCUGCAGGCUCUGAAAGAUGCAGCAGCAGAGGCCAGGCGUGAGCGACGAAUGCUGCAACAAAAGAUACAACAAGAACUCGGACCAGGAGGCACCUCUCAAGAUGAGUGGUCCGGGUCCGGGCCCGCUCCUGAGACUGGAACCAGUCCCGAUCGACGCAGAUUGCGCCAAGCCUCGCCGAGCCCCAGCGAAAGCAAGCUGGAUGCAAGCUCGAAGGCUGCGGGUGGCGAGAGGAAGGACUCUAGCUCUUUCGAGAUGGAUGGCUUGGCCCUCUCAGACUCCUUGGGCCCGCUCAUGCAGAGCCUCCCACGUGGAAGUGCCGAUCUUCCAGAGAGGGCUGCCUCGUCAAAUGACGCCGGGCUGGCCCACAGCAAGGACAAUCGUACACCUAUUGGCCGGCUGCGACCACCAAGAGAUGCGGACACCUUGGGGUCUUUGUCGUACUCGCUGACAGCUCCGCUGUCCUCCUCCUCGAUUAGCAAUUCUGCCCGAAAUGGGGCAGAUGAGACGACGGCCAAAGGUCUGACCUUCUACCUGCCCUUGUACUACAGGAUACGGCAGUUGGCCUUGAACACAGAGAAGACGGGCCACAGAGUACCACAGAAAAUGCAGACAGAGUUGAGAUUCCUGGAAAAGUCCGUCGCCCGCGAGAUUCGCAGUUUGAAUCCCCUGCUCUUCCAGCGCUUCGACGAUGUGCAGUUGGACAGGCUGCUGCGUGCGCUGCCCUUCUUGAGGCUCUCGAUGGGCCGAUGGAUUUUCGGCAGCGAACAGAUUGCGGCCGCGUGGCCGCGCGCGACUUCUAGAUCUUUCCUGCUCAUGUCAGGCAAGGUGCACCUCUAUGUGGAUCCGAAUGGUGUUGGGGAGCGUCAAGAACUCACCAAGGGAGCCAUUUUCGGCGAAAACCACUUCAGGUUAGGGGACGAGUGCAUGAUGGACAUCGUCGGUGGUGCUGCGCAAUGCGAAGAGCCAUGCAUCAUCGGAGUUUUGGGGAAUGAGGUAUUGGAGGCUGCGUAUGCAGAUCGGGCUUUCGGAAACAGAAAGAUCGCCUUGAGUAUGCGUCACGCGCCCGCGCUCUCGAGAGUGGUGCUGCCUGAGAGUAUGACUGGACCACACAGCAAAAUAGAUUUUGCCUCCCUGUCGUUUGCCGAGAAAACGAAGAUCCUAGAGGAGAAGCAGCCAGGUGCUGUGAAACACGCUCUCGAAGAACUAGCCAAGGCGAAUGGCUCGGAUAGCCGGAUAGUUGAACGAAAGUGCAUCAUUCGGCAGCGCCGCGUCAGGUUGCGACCCAGGUCCACUUGCUGCCUGGCCAGGCUCCGUGGCAACCCUGUCCAUUUCUGUGUCUUAGAGGGCUUUGUGAAGAGGUUGCAGUCGCAACUGCUACAGGAGUUACUGAGCGACCCACCUGUGGAAGAAAGCGUGGUGAUGGUUUCGAAGGGCAGCCCCUUUCCUGAAAUGAUGGCAUGUGUGAAGGGCUAG
Messenger RNA from Symbiodinium sp. CCMP2592, 5241 nucleotides. Lineage: Eukaryota; Dinophyceae; Suessiales; Symbiodiniaceae. The record is from the annotation of a GenBank genome assembly.